AUGGCUUUAGGAUGUGAUCAAGGCUGGUUUGGAUCAAAUUGUCAAUUCAAAUGUCACUGUAAACAAUCCAACCUGUGUUCGUACCAAGGAGAGUGUUCUAAUGGAGGCAAAUGUGAUGAAGGAUGGUUCGGCCCGUCUUGUCAGUACUACGACUUGGCCAGGUCACGUGACUUAAAUACAGCUAAAACCACGGACAUCCAGACUGUAACAGAUGGAGAUGACCUAACCUGUCAGCCAGUGGUCAGUAACAUGACCUUUACCUGGACCCACUCUUACCUCAUUACCUGGAUCAGAAUCAUCACAUCUAAUUCAGGUCGAAAUGUUGCACUAAAACAGAUGGCUAAACAGUCGUCCACAUUUGAACACACGGGUUACGACUACACAUUCACGUCCGAAGAUACUCAAGCAAGCAACGCUGUGGAUGGUAACACCAGCCCAAAGUUUUCAGAUAAAAGCUAUGUCCAGUGUGAGAUUGGAAGAUUUGGCCUUGAGUGCAAUAGCACGUGCAACUGUAGAACAGCAGGUGAGGCGUGUGUCGUGUCGACAGGGGCGUGUCCUGCAGGGUGUGCUUUAGGGUUUCACGGUGUUGGCUGCAAUGAAGCCUGUCCACCUACCAUGUGGGAUUAUGAAUGUGCUAGUACAUGCAACAUAAACUGUCUAAACAAGUCAUGUAAUAGCCAGACAGGUCACUGUAUGUAUGGGUGUAUAGACGGUUACACGGGCUUCACGUGUGCUGAAGGUGGUACAUUAAAUAUAAGAGUACGGAGCCAACAUCAAAUGCAACAAAGAUCAACAGGCAAAAAAAUGAUCUUCACAUUAAUGAUGCAGGAAUGUCCAGAGUUUAUAAUCAACCAGAAUUCGAUUACCACGUCUAUGAGAGACCUACAGUUUAACACAGCUGCUUACGUUUAUAUAAUAACUCAACAAACUGUUAAAGAAGUAUGA
This is a messenger RNA of Physella acuta, 945 nucleotides long. Its product is annotated as platelet endothelial aggregation receptor 1-like. Gene Ontology annotation, molecular function: scavenger receptor activity. Gene Ontology annotation, biological process: cell communication. Lineage: Eukaryota; Metazoa; Mollusca; Gastropoda; Physidae. The record is from RefSeq and is a predicted model, not a curated record. Gene Ontology annotation, cellular component: membrane.